Molecule: messenger RNA, 3816 nt
Organism: Corythoichthys intestinalis (scribbled pipefish)
Lineage: Eukaryota; Metazoa; Chordata; Actinopteri; Syngnathiformes; Syngnathidae
Gene: cpvl
Product: carboxypeptidase vitellogenic like
Exons: 13
Coding region: 1444-2880 (478 amino acids)
Biological process (GO): proteolysis
Molecular function (GO): serine-type carboxypeptidase activity
Source: RefSeq, a predicted model, not a curated record
CUCUUUGUCAGUGUUUCCACUUGGUCAGCUUUGACGGAGAUAGGCCCUCUACUAAUCGGCCCGUCAAUACUAGGGUGACCAUAUUUUGAUUUCCAAAAAAGAGGACACUCAGCCCAGCCUUAAGAUACUUGAAUUUUACUCGAAGUUCACUCAAAGAUGGCUCUAUCACUUUAAUAUAUUUAAAGUGUGCCCCCUCACUCUGGAUGGAAAAAUGCAUUUUGAAAACAAACCAGUCAAUACACAUACACACAGUAGGCUAUGUGCCAACUAAACAUUUUUAUAAAUUACUAUAGCGACAAUUGUCAUUGACAAAUUGUUAUUCCCAUUCAAUGCUAUAGAUUGCACACAAACAAUAACUGAAAAAAUUGCCAAACUAUUCAACCAGCAUGUUUCCAAACGUAGCAGUUCAAAACUACGUUUCCCAUAAUGCCUAGCGUGGUUUAGCUUACUGAUAGUUAGCUGAGGCAAAAAUCAAACUUUGCUAUAAAAGUUUACAAUCAUCGGCAGCGUAACGAUGCGACACCAAACGGGAUUUUACAGUCAACGCUCCGACUGAAGUCAACAGUUGCCAUUAUAUACGUAUUUAGUGUAAAAAACUUAACGACUGGGCAGGCGUUGUGGCCAAAUUGUCAACCCAGUAGAUAGCGGUAAUGCUUCAUGAUAGGGGUAAACUGCCAACAAAAACAAGAAGAACUACUCCUUCCCUCCCUUCUAGUAGGAGCCAUGUCAACUGCUGCCACCCAGCGGCCGAAGGGAUUCAAAUUGGUCCUGUGAAAAACCCUAAAAACCGGACAUUUUUAUAAAUUUAUAAAACCCGCCCGGACGAGGAGGAUACUACGUGAAAGUAGGACAUGUCCCGGCAAAAGAGGACAUUUGGUCACCCUAGUCAAUACCAUUAUGAAGUUUAUGUAUUAUAUAACCGUUCUGCUGAUGUACGUCUAUAAUUGUUAAAAUAAUAAGAAUUAUAAUAAUAAGCAUUUCUAAAUUGGUUGAUUCUACAACUACAGUCAGAUAUAGUCAAGACAUUUAUCAAAGGAUCCAAAACUUUUUUUUUCCUUUUAAAGAAACAUUUUAAUUUGUUGUACUUCACAAUGUGAAGAAAAAUCAUCUGAAAGUAGUAAUGUUAACUUUCAGGUAAUUAUUAACUUUACUGGAUAACAAGAUAGUAUUCCUUUUCAGCAGUGCCGCGUGGGCGCACAGUGACCUACUUAACCUCGUCAAAUUGAAGUAAAACAUGCUGCAAUAAAAAAAAACAGCAACAACAACAACAACAGCAUCGUUUUAAAAGCACGUGAUUAGUCGUGAAGUCUCCUGCAAGACAUGAGUCAGGGAAAAUCACGAAAUUUUUACCACGUGUUUCUCUAACGAUCACGUGAUGGUUCGCUGAGCCGGUCAUGUGACUUUCAAUUGGUUUUGGGGCACUCAACAUCAACAACCGACAACAUGAGAACGUGGAUAGAAUCGGCGGGUGUUUUUGUACUACUGUGGUCCGCUCUGGUUCCAGUCGAAACACGGAGAUGCUCGUUCUUUUUCUGCCAAAAAUCGCUCAACGUUAGCAGCCUCAAUGGCGUGGACCCCGGUUCACCUCUCUUUCUCACGCCUUACCUUGAAAAGGGUGCCAUUGACGAAGCCAGGAGAUUGAGUGUGGUUGGAGAUCUGCCUGGCGAAAACGUAAAAGGUUAUGCCGGCUACCUCACUGUCAACAAGAAAUACAACAGUAAUCUUUUCUUCUGGUUCUUCCCUGCGUUCAUGCCAUCAGUUGACAGCCCUGUCCUGCUGUGGCUGCAAGGGGGCCCCGGAGGCAGCUCCAUGUUCGGACUCUUCGUGGAGCAUGGCCCCUAUGUGGUUUAUAAGAACCUGACUGUGAAACUGAGGGAUUACGCCUGGACCACAAAAUAUUCAGUGUUAUACAUUGACAAUCCAGUUGGUACAGGCUUUAGCUUCACGGACGACGAUCGUGGCUACGCUCAGAAUCAGGACGAUGUCGGCAGAGAUCUGUACAGUGCUUUGAUACAGUUUUUCCAACUGUUUCCCGAAUACCAGUCCAAUGACUUCUAUGCGACAGGAGAGUCCUACGCAGGGAAGUACGUUCCAGCCAUCUCUUAUUACAUUCAUAAAAACAACCCGACUGCCAAGAUCAAAAUCAACUUCAAGGGCAUGGCCAUUGGUGAUGGCCUGUGUGAUCCAGAAAUGAUGCUGGGUGGUUACGGUGAAUUUAUGUACCAAACGGGCAUGAUCGAUGAAAUCCAGAAACAGUAUGUCAACAAGCAGAGUGAUUUGGGGGUCCAGCUAAUCCAGCAGCAGAAGUGGCUGGAGGCUUUUGAGGUUUUUGACAGUUUGCUGAAUGGUGACCUGGUGCCAUACCCCUCCUUCUACCAGAAUGCAACAGGCUGCACCAACUACUACAACUACUUGUCAUGCCAGGAACCUAAAGACCAGGAGUACUUCUCAAUGUUCGUGACGCUCCCGGAAGUGCGUCGCGCAAUUCACGUGGGCAACCUGGAAUUCCACAGCGGCUGGCAGGUGGAGAAGCACCUGAUGCAGGACGUGAUGAAGAGCAUCAAGCCCUGGCUCGGGGUGCUUAUGGACAACUAUAAGGUGUUGCUCUACAGUGGUCAGCUGGAUGUGAUUGUGGCAGCUCCUUUGACCGAGCGGUUCCUGCCCACCGUCAACUGGACCGGAGCAGCCGAAUACAAGACGGCACCGCGCUUUCCCUGGAAGCUUCAGCCAGAGGACACUGAAGUGGCCGGUUACGUCAGACAAGUGGGAGAGUUCUACCAGGUCAUCAUCAGAGGAGGGGGACAUAUUUUGCCUUACGACCAGCCGGCCAGGUCUUAUGACAUGAUUGACAGGUUCCUCUCGACACGAGGCUGGAUUUGAAAAGCUGAGAUGAUCAAGCACUGUGGAUGUAUAUUGUACUUAUUAAUGCUUAUUGAUUAUGAUUAUGAUAUAUAUAUAUAUAUAAUGAUUAUUGCUUAUUGAUUAUGAUUGGUACUUAUGGUAGAUGAUGGAUGGAUGAUAUUGCUGCCUAUCACAAUAAUACUGUGCUUAAAAAUAGCACAUUACAUUUUUAAAAUAUCACAAUUCAGUCAUUUUUGAAUGAAAUUGUUUUUUAAUCUGCUCUAAAUGUUUUUUUUUUUUUUUUUAAUCUCCCCAAUCACUGUUAAAUGUCUCUUAAAUGAAACUGUGUAAAAUGCAUUUUGAAUGUGUGGCUAAUUGUUAUUCACCAAGAGUGAUGAAAUAUCGUUUUUACUCUCGUGCCCUCACUCAGUUUUCUGAAUGUUUUAUAGGUAUUGUUUUUAUUUUUACACUCAUAGACCAUGUGGCAUAACAAUAUUGAUUUUCUUUUCAUUAGCUUUUAAAAAAACAACAUUUAAAAGAUAUCUUUUAAGUGGAAUUUCCCUAUAAUAAAAGGUACUUAAAACUCACUGUUGUCCUCUUCAAAUGUACCUAGGCCAGGUAUUAUGUAUGUAGUAACCAUAAUAUCCACUAAGAGACGCUGUGUGAUUAGAUUUUUCAUGUAUUCACAAUGACGGUCACUGUUAGCCCAUGCUGGAACAAUUAAGAAGGACUUCUUAAAAAAUAUUGCAAGUAUGAAAACUGGCUUAUUACUCAUUUAUGUGAAGACACGUCAUAAAAUUGUAAGAAAACGUAAUAAAACUGAAUUACGCCUAUUUGUUUUUCAGAUAUGAAGAGAAUAGUUUUUGCACAAUCGUGAUUUUAGCUGAAAAUAACAGGUUAUAUUUAAGGCUGGGCAUGUUAACCAGUUAAAUCAAAUUGAUUUAUAUAGCCUUUUGCAAAAACCUCAAAAGUGCU